Molecule: messenger RNA, 363 nt
Organism: Pochonia chlamydosporia 170
Lineage: Eukaryota; Fungi; Ascomycota; Sordariomycetes; Hypocreales; Clavicipitaceae
Exons: 1
Coding region: 1-363 (120 amino acids)
Source: RefSeq, a predicted model, not a curated record
AUGUUUUGGACAAAACGAGCGUCGAGAGGAGAGGUUGGAUUUUGGAAAGAAGAGGUUUCUGUGAGCGUUACGGGAAAGGGGAGGGUUUGGUUUCCCCUAGACGACCAAACGGCCACCAGCGACCAAAGUCCAGGAACGUGGCGGAUUGAGAUGACCACCAAUCGACUUUCGGGUCACCACAAGAAUCAGCACGCGGCCAAAAUGGCCCAGCUCAGGACUGCCAGCAGCGCCAGCUACCAAGCCUCACAGGUUCAGGCCAGGCAUGAACACGGGCGCGGCGUCCGAGAACAAGGCCAGCCCGCCCCAGUUCCGGCUAGUCCGGCCCUCUCUCAUGAGUUCAGUCGUUGCUGGUCCCUGUUGUGA